Leptidea sinapis is the source of this 5762-nucleotide messenger RNA. Its product is annotated as WD repeat domain phosphoinositide-interacting protein 2. Gene Ontology annotation, cellular component: cytosol; extrinsic component of membrane; phagophore assembly site membrane. Lineage: Eukaryota; Metazoa; Arthropoda; Insecta; Lepidoptera; Pieridae. Gene Ontology annotation, molecular function: phosphatidylinositol-3-phosphate binding; protein binding; phosphatidylinositol-3,5-bisphosphate binding. The transcript is spliced from 9 exons. Gene Ontology annotation, biological process: protein localization to phagophore assembly site; nucleophagy; protein lipidation. Bases 300 to 1556 code for a protein of 418 amino acids. The record is from RefSeq and is a predicted model, not a curated record.
AUAGAGGGAGCGGCUGGCGUUAUAGUUUAACUUCGUAGUUUGUACGAUACCACUUGUCUUGUUUUGAUCCAGUGCUAUAAAGGUGCGGAGAGAAGUGAGCGAGAAGGCUCGUAUUAAGCAAGCAAUUCAGCAAGGUCGUUCUUUGUGUCAAAAAUAUUUUCGUGAAGAUUGUAAACGGUUUUACUAUUUACAACAAUUAUCUGAUUGUUUGUGUGUGGUAACAAAGGUCGCAGUGUACGCAUAUGUCGUUACUAGUAAUUCGUUUCUAGAGAAACCUAAACGUACCUAAGGACGGUCCAAUGAGUUUGGGAGGAGGUCACAUUAUAGAGGGAACAAAUGCAGGAGGAAUAUUUGUACAGUUUAAUCAGGAUUGCACGUCAUUAGUAGCAGGCAGCACCAGUGGAUAUCAUUUAUUUGCUCUUACACAUGAUGAUGGCAUUGAAGAGAUCUACGCAAGCCGGUCAGGACAGGAGACUUGUCUGGUUGACCGUCUCUUCAGCAGUUCCUUGGUGGCAAUUGUUACUGUUUCAGCCCCCAGGAAGCUGAUUGUGUGCCAUUACAAGAAGGGGACAGAGAUAUGCAACUAUAGCUACAGUAACACGAUACUCGCUGUCAAGCUCAACCGUUCUCGUUUGAUAGUAUGUCUCGAGGAGUCGCUUCAUAUACACAACAUCCGCGAUAUGAAGAUAUUGCACACUAUUCGCGACACACCGCCCAACCCUCGCGGACUGUGCGCGCUAUCGCCAUGCGUCGACCACUGCUACGUGGCAUACCCCGGCUCCAGCGCCGUCGGAGAGGUGCAAAUCUUUGACGCGGUGCACUUGAACGCCAAGUGUGUAAUAAGCGCGCACGACAGCCCGCUAGCAGCGCUCGCGUGGUCUAUGUGCGGACGAAGGUUAGCGACCGCGUCCGAACGCGGCACGGUAAUACGCGUAUUCGCCGUUCCUGAACGGACGCGCCUCUACGAAUUCAGGCGCGGCGUCAAACGGUGCGUCUCUAUCGCGUGCCUAUCAUUCAGCGCUUGUGGCGCUUACCUCGCAGCGACGUCCAAUACUGAGACGGUGCACGUGUUCCGCUUGCAAGAGAACGCAGCUGGCGCGGGCGAUGAGAGCGCUGGAAGUGCAGGCGCGGCGGAGGGAGGUUGGGUUGACUGGAUGUCGCAGACUUUGUCGGCGGGACUCGUGUACCUGCCGGCGCAGGUGACGGACGUCUUGAGCCAGGGACGCGCUUUCACGUCAGCGCGUCUGCCAAGAGCAGGCUACAGGGCUGUCGCUGCUGUUACUAAUGUACCUCGUUCGCCGCGUCUGCUCGUGGCGACGUCUGAAGGCAUACUGUACGUGUACGCGCUUGAUCCGACGGAGGGGGGAGAGUGUACGCUGCUCAAGACCCACCAUCUAUUGGAGCCUCCGCAUUCGCAGCAGCUUGAAGUCGCAACGGGCUGCAGUUACGCCGGGGCGCUACGAGGCCGCCAUCCCGACGAUAUGACAGAAGUUGAAGCGAGUGAGUUUGGUGCAGGCGCGGUUGACACGCAGCCCGAUGACGAGAGCCCGCAAUAGAAUCAGAACGGGAGCAAGAGCUAGGAACGGCGCUGGCGGGAUCACCACCCCGUGGCGCUUACGACCUUCGGGACCCAAGACACUUUCCACCAAUGCGCUCCGCUGACGCCGCAACUUCUGAAUAAUCAACCAACCCUGUACUGCUAAAUCGUGUGAUAAUAAAACUUGUAUACUAAGGCCAACGAGACAAGAUAAAGAAUGUAAACAAACAGACCGUUACUGAGUUACAUUAUACUGAAAUAUAUUGCCAUAAAUACGGACAAUACAAAGAUGAUUAUUAUUGAGACAAGAUUAGGGAAUCCAUAAUUUGUAUAUAAUUUAUUCAAAUAAAAAUGUUUUGAAGCCCUGUAACUUUGUUUAAAUUCUUUAUCUCGCCUCGUUGGCCUUACAGAUAAUUGGAGGUAGUUUAGUAUUUUCUUUGAAUAACGCGAGUGUUACACAUUUAAAUAAAAUAUUUUUUUAAAGAGUUAUAACGCGUGUAAUUGUAAUUUUUACAUUAGUUGUUUGCGUAAAAGAUAAAUGAAAGUAUAGUGUGCAUAAAACGCAGUGAUAUAAUAUAAAAUAGACAAAAAGAAUUUGAAAUUUCCAAAAUACGAAAAUAAUUAACUACACUCAAAAAUUGUAAUACCACGUAUGUUGAUCUUGUACUGUUAUCACUUUUCUUGUAGAUCAAUUUAUUUUUAUUUUCUAUAUGUCAUGUAUUAUUAUCAAAAGAGUACCGACGUACAAUUUAAUGUCACCUACAAAACAUACGGGCUACUAAAUAGCAACACGUGUAUUUUUCGAAAAAUAUUAUAUUUAAUAUUAUUAUUCACGGUUUACUUAAAUAAUAUCUAUUUGAAAAUACGGUGAGAAUAAACAAAAUGGUUUUCAUCAUACACAUCACUGCUUUUUUUGAAGAGCAAUAAACCUGUUUCUGAAGUGACGUUAACGAUUAUUAAAUUUGACAGAAUAUAUUAGAUAUCAUAUAUUAUAUUUUUGACAGAUUUUAUUUUUAUUCUGAUGUCACGGUGGUGGAUGUAAUUUUGUGCUAUUUGGUGUUUCCAUUAACAAUCUUAGAAUUGUUCACAUAAUUCUUUGACUGUAUGCUUGAGUAUGAUUAAAUUUGAGAGAAAAUACUUAUAAUAAACAUAUAAUAGCGUCUGUUCUGCUUUAAUUUUAAUUUUCCGACUGACUUCUUCCAUAAAAUUUUCAUGUUUUUCUUUUGACAAUAAUAAAUGUUUUAUGUAACAUAACAGGCAAGUAAGUCAAAUUCAUGGAUUCAUAACAGUACAUUUUUUGUAUGUAAGCAGAACAGCGCCAUCUAGUUUUAAUGUAUAGACUUUUAUAACCAACAUUAUAGAUAAUAAUAAUAAUGUAUUGACAAUUAUAUUUUAGAUUUAAUUACAAUAUACGUAUUAUAAUGAAUGAAAGUACAUAAAUCCCAAAAAUAUAUGUUUAUAACAAAUAGUGAUAUUUUGAAUUUAAGAUUUAAUUUGACGAUCUGACGGGCUAUUUAAAACAUAGUUACUAUCAAAAAUAAUAUCUUUAUUAAAAUAAAUAGUAGAAAUAUUUUUGUACUACACUUAUAAUAUACUUACAUCAUAGAAUUGUUUGCAAAUCUAAAAGUCAUUAGACCCGAAUCGUUAAUAUUGUAAUUUGUUAGUCCUCACAUUUUAAUAUAGAUAAUGAGAAAAAAAACUAUAAGGCACUUUGAAAUUCGGGAUUUUGUUUUUUAAUUUGUCUGUGUUCAUUAAGGUGCGAUUAGUUGAAGGUUGGAAAAAUGUAGGUAGAUGCAUUUUUUCUACCGCAGACUACCUUACAUCGCUCAAAAUUAUAAAAAAAUUCCAUACAUGCCGCAACAUUAUCAUUUUCAUCUUACAAUAAUUAUACUAUAAAUGCAUAAAUUAUUUUCUCUAUUUUGAAGCGAAAGAUUAUUUAUAUUAAGGAAUAAGAAACGGAUAGCUCGACCCAAAUUCAAUGUGAUAAUUGUGCCUGUCACUGUCAUCAGUGACAAUUUACUGUCAAAAUAUUUUGACAAAGACCCCUGACAAGAGCCGUCUUAGAUUAAAUAUACUCAGAUGGAGCGCACCGAACUCAAGAGUGAAGCCACCAAAGCAAAUACAAACUCGCGUCAGUACUACACUAGAGCCGCGUUGUUUACACGUCACUAUUAAUUAAAAAUUGUAGUUUUAUCAUGGUAAAAAAAACCGUUUUCUCCAAAAAUAAAAUGGAAAUGGAACAUAUUUUCAUAAAUUACUAUUGUUUAUUCACAAGUUUUUUUAAUUAUUAGUUCACUCCAUCUGAGUAUAUUUUGUUAUUCUGUGUGUAUAGUAUAUAGUCGUACAUUGUGAUAGUAAGCUGCAUGUACGCUGUGUGAUUCUAGGUAUAGAAAUAUUAGUAUGAAUGGACUUACACUGCAUCUCUUAGGAUAGUUACACAUAGAAUCUUAGUGAAAUGUUGUUACGAAUUUUACUGAGCUGGUCAACUCAGGUCAAAACACGUAGGCAAUAAAUUGACAUUAAUAAUUAUUGUUAAUUAAUAUUUGGACUUGUUUGGCCAAUAUACAUUAGGCAAAUCUUUUACCAUAUUAGGUAAUAUGGUAAAAAAUUGGCCUAUACAAUUAUGUAUAUUAAAUUUACGCUUUGCUUUUCAAAGCUUAAAUAAAACUAGAUAUUAUGUGGAAGCUUUCCUUAGAUUUGCUUGCUAAAAAAAUACAAAAAAAUGUAAAUAAAGUUAGCAGUCGGUUUAAAAUUAACGUUAUUUGUGUGCACACGGCUUUACGUCCGUUCUGUUGUAUAGGAGCAACUUAGAUAAUAGUUUACGAGCUACUAUUGAUAUUAUUGUAUAAACUAUAUACUUAUAUAUUUGUUAUCCAUGCAGAAAUUUACAAUUUUUUGUUUGUUCGAUUCUUUUUUAAUUUAUUUGGUACGACCAAUGUCGCCAAAUAUAAUUUACUUUACAUAGAGUGCUUUUAGUCUAUGACAGCUGUCCUACCAAUAUUACUUGGAAGAUGGCAGACAUAUAGAUUUCAUUACAAUGUUCUUCACUGUGUUUAUAUCUCAAACGGCUCCGCUGAAGUUUAAUUAAGAUGCAGAGACAUAAACUGAAUGUCAUGUUCAGAAUUUGCAAAAAUAUAAAUAAAUAAAAAAAAUUACCUUUUCUGUGACAUUUGACAUACGUCAUUUUUGCAGUUGCGUUAAUAUUAAUAGGAGCAACUGAUCUUGAGUUGAGUAAUUAUAUUAUUGAUGAUCUAUAUACAUAAUGUCUCAGAAAGUAAUAGGUUUGAAGUUUCAUAACAUAUAACUUUUGCUACUGGUGUCAUAUGUUUUAUUAACGAAACUCAUUAUUUAAGUAUUAAGAUGUAAAGCCGUGACAAGUUUUGACGAUUGAAAAGGUGAGGUAUAUUAUAUAAUAUAACUAAUAGCUGUUGUUAUUAUUUUCCCUGUACAUAUCAUAUACAUUUAAAAUUGAUUGAAAUUUGUGUUUUCUAUAAAUGUAAAUUAGCACAAGUUACCUUUAAUCAUCUCAUCAAAAAGCUGGUUUAUAGUUUCUACUUAAAAAAUAUAUUAUCGUCGUGUUUAACAUUGUAGUCUUAGAUUAAGGAUAGGUUUCCGCUGCGCUCCAAUUAGAUACCGCAAUACCUAAUAAUAAUAGCUUUCUUUUUAAGGCUACUAUUAGAUGCUUGUGUGUGUGGAGUCUUGACACUUAAUGGCGUCUUUAAAAUUUUGUAACAUACGCAUCGUGUUAUUUUAUAUUGAUAAAAAAAUACAAAAUACUUACUGAUGAUAUGUGAUCCCAGUGUCUUUCUUAUGAUAUUAUUUUUCAAAUUUUAACUGAAUAACCCGGCAUUUUAGUUUAUUAUUAGCAAAGUUUAACAGAACAUGUGGCACGUAAAUGUCACUCAUUGUAAGAGACUGGCUCGAGUACGCCAAUUUGGUCCUAGUAUUGGUUGCCGCACUUUGCGACUACGCCUCCGGUAUCUAGUUGGACCAAUCCUUAAUCUAAGAUUGUAGUGUAGUUAAAUAAUUAUUACAUAAUAAUUGUAAUUUUUGAUGAGUAGGUAUGUAUGAAGCAUUGGAAUUAUUAAUCUUAGCGUUUGUUGUUUAGAAGUUGCGGUAUUUAACUGAAAUUGUCGCUUCUCCUCACGUUUGUGCUUUGUCAGUACAUGUCCCGUUGCUGCUAAUAAUACAAAAUUGUAAAUAUGAAAAUAUUUUUACAAAACAA